Messenger RNA from Populus nigra (black poplar), 1268 nucleotides. RefSeq lists its product as uncharacterized. The record is from RefSeq and is a predicted model, not a curated record. The coding region runs from base 130 to 969 and encodes 279 amino acids. The transcript is spliced from 13 exons. Lineage: Eukaryota; Viridiplantae; Streptophyta; Magnoliopsida; Malpighiales; Salicaceae.
AUGCCAAAUUGUGCCUAAAUAUCAGUAGAAUAGACUAUAGAGUGUUUUUUUCUUCUUUUUAUUACCAUUUCGCCACUCCUCUGUCUCUCUUUCUCUCAUCAUCAUCAUCAUCGACUUCCCUCGCUUUCCAUGGCUUCUGUUGCUCAGUCUUCCACUCAGGCUGUGUCAACUGGGGAUGUUAACUCUGAUGCCAAUGUGUUCCAGUUGAUCCAAACUCACCAGGAAAAGGCAGCUCGGCUUCCUCCGGUUGAGGAAAUUAGAACCGUGCUUGACCAGAGCACGCACGGCAUGCUUUCAACUUUUUCUCAGAAGCAUGGGGGUUAUCCGUCAGGGUCAAUGGUUGAUUUUGCAUGCGAUGCUGAUGGAUCUCCAAUAGUAGCAGUCAGCAGUUGGGCAGUACAUGCUAAGGACCUAAUAGCCAAUCCCAAAUGCUCAUUGCUUGUUGCUAAAGAUCCUGAAGAUAGGACUGAUUUAGUAAUCACCCUGCAUGGUGAUUCCAUUCCUGUUUCUGAGAAAGAUGUAACUGCUGUUCGAACAGCAUAUCUGGCAAAGCAUCCUGAUGCAUUCAGGGUUGACUUUGGUGAUUUCCAAUUUAUGCGCAUUGAACCAAAAGCUGUGCAAUACGUGUCAGGAGUUGCAACUACUUUGCUUGGAUCUGGCGAAUUCAGCAAAGAAGAGUACCAGACUGCUAAAGUUGAUCCAAUUGCUCAAUUUUCUAAACCUGUUGCGUCUCACAUGAACAGAGAUCAUGCUGAAGAUACAAGACUCAUAGUGCAACACUCAACUUCAAUUCCGGUGGACUCUGCUUAUAUGCUGGAUGUGGACAGUCUUGGAUUCAAUGUUAAGGCUGUUUAUCAAGGAAAUACUUACAAGCUUCGAAUUCCUUUCCCUAGACGUGCAGAAGAGAGAAAGGAUGUAAAGACUCUGGUGGUAGAGAUGCUUCAAGCUGCGAAGUCUCAAAUUAAAUGAUUCCUUGCUGAACAGAAAGAGGAUUCUGCAGUUCGUCAGAAAGUGGAGCAUCAUGGAAUGAUGUGGACAGAUACAAUGUUUCUGCAAACUAAAAACAAUCAGCUGGCCUUCGGUUUGUUCCUCCUGUGUACUAUUGACUCCUACUUAUUUCGAAGAGGUACCGUAACAUUGCGAAGGGUUAAGAGUAAGAACCGUUUGAAGUUGCACUUCUGUUGUCAAAAUAAUGUUUGAUGAAAAGAUCUUGCGAAAGUUUAUAAAGUGAGAAUGCGAUUCAUCAGUUCCUUUUUUUCUUUUUUUAA